AUGACAGCUUUAGAGGCGAAGAAGAAAACACGAGGCCCUCGAGCCACAGCAGCACAACAUGCCGCACUUCUUUCUUUCCUGGAAAAUGAAAAAGGUUUGGCUGAAGGCAAAUUUGCUGCCUUGCAUGGUAAGGAAAUGGCAAGGAAGAAAUGGGAAGAUUUGGCCAAUGAAAUAAACAAAAUUCCAGGUGCAUUUAAAAGUGCUGACCAAUGGCAAAUUGUUUGGAGGGACAUGAAAUCAAAAGCUUCCUCAAAAUUUAAAAUUUUAAAAAGAGAGAGAGCAAAGACUGGAAAUAAACCCCUAUCAGAAGAUUUCCUUUCACCCUUGGAAGAGAGAAUAGUAGGGAUUGUCGGUUGGGAAUACAUGAUGGGGAAUGAAAGUGUUCCAGACAGUUUUGAUACCACUGUGUUAAAUGAAGAAAUCACGAUCACUGGACAAGAGGAAAAUUUUACAGAAACAGUAGAAUUUGAAUGUGAAGCAAGUAUUUCAGAAGUUCCCACUACAUCGAACUGCGGAAACGGAAAUAAAAGUGAAAUACCAAAAAAGCGCCAAAAAAGGGAGUGUUCUAUUAAAGAAGAGUUUUUACAAAUUGCAAAAACUCAGGCUGAUGCAAUGAUGAAUUUAGCAAAUGCGCAAAAAGAAACGGCAAAAGCUUUAAAUAAAAUAUCGGAUAGUUUCGUCGUUCUAAACGAGAUUUUGGCCUCUUAUAAGAGAAUGGAAAUUGUACUUUCAAAUAUAGAAGAAAGCGUCAAAUUAAAUAACUUUGUUUUUAAACCUUAA
This is a messenger RNA of Lucilia sericata (common green bottle fly), 780 nucleotides long. RefSeq lists its product as uncharacterized. Lineage: Eukaryota; Metazoa; Arthropoda; Insecta; Diptera; Calliphoridae. The transcript has 5 exons. The record is from RefSeq and is a predicted model, not a curated record. Bases 1 to 780 code for a protein of 259 amino acids. Gene Ontology annotation, cellular component: nucleus.